UUUUUGAAACUUUACGGCUCAGGACAAAAAUAAAAAAACAAAGACGCCACUUUUUUUUCCUUUUAAUUUACAGAGAGAAAGGGAAGAGACAACCCACGAUCCGCCAUAGCUGUACAGAUCCCCACAAGAGAAGAAAAAAAAAACUUAAUCAUGCCUCCAGGUGCUAAGAAACGAAAAGCUGCUAAGAAAAAGCAGGAACAAGCAUCUUCUACUCAAAUCAAUCUCAAAUCCAACAACCAAGAAUCGAGGAGCCAAGACGAAAGGGAGAAUGAUGAUGGUGUUAGUUCCCAGGAAAACUACAAGAAAGCAGGAUCCAACGAGGAAGAUGCAAAUAGAAUCGGAAAGGAACCUGAAUUGGACACUGAUGAACGCAUAGAGAUAACUGAUUCAAGCCAUGAUCAUGACAAGAGCUCUAGCAGCAGCAGCAGCAGUGGCAGUAGCAGCAGCAGCAGCUCGGAUGAUGAAUCCCGGGAGGUCAAGAAGAAAGAGGACGACAAGGAGAAUGAUGAUUCUGUUUCUGAAGUUAUUACUGUGCCAAAUCAACCUGUUCCAAUCGCUGGAGAUGCUCCGUUUAUGGGGUCUACUGCUAAUGUGAUUGUAGAGACUACUGGUUUGAUGGAUUCAACGGCUCCUAGCGAUCCCAGUCCUGGAGAACUGAUUGAAGUAUCACAUGUUGAUACAGAAAUCUCAAAUGAGACUCCUUUGCCUAAACCAAAUGAGAUUACUGGUGAAGUUUCUCUUGCAUCUGAUGAGCUUAAGCAGGCGUCUUCAAGUGAAACCGGCUCUGAUAAAAAGGAAAACGAAGGGAAAACAUUGCCUCUUCCAGAAUCUGAAGUUGUCAUUUCUCAUGAGGAAGAGGCUCCUGUGCUACCAACACAUGGAGUUGCGCAAAGAACCUCAUGGUUAAGUUGUUGUGGCUUGUUUGAUGUGAUGACAGGAUCGAGUAAAUAAACUCAGAAACUUGAGUCGCCUAUGAACUCAGAAGCUGCACAAGUGUUAUCACAGCCACGGAUUACGUGUGAUAUAACAAUACGCGAAAAUUCAGUAACUUGAUGAAUGUCUCUCCCUCUUUUAAGAACACAAAACACGCCUUCUCUCAUAUGAAAUAGUACUCAGCUUCUAGUAGUCUUCAAAGCAGACAUGUCUGCAGUUUCUGCUCUUUAUAUAUAAGUCCUUACAGGUUCUCUUCCUUUUCGCUCUGUACGAUUCCUUGUCUGUUGUUGUUUUUGUUCUUAGGUUCUGAGACUUUGAGACUGUUGUUGGACAACUCAAUACGAAUUAUGUAUGAUUAUUUUCACUACUCAUGAGCUAAUAAUAUAUUUAUCUAAGCA
Eutrema salsugineum is the source of this 1331-nucleotide messenger RNA. RefSeq names its product suppressor protein SRP40. The record is from RefSeq and is a predicted model, not a curated record. Lineage: Eukaryota; Viridiplantae; Streptophyta; Magnoliopsida; Brassicales; Brassicaceae. The transcript is spliced from 4 exons. Bases 151 to 951 code for a protein of 266 amino acids.